Harmonia axyridis is the source of this 2078-nucleotide messenger RNA. RefSeq names its product translation initiation factor eIF-2B subunit epsilon (gene eIF2Bepsilon). The record is from RefSeq and is a predicted model, not a curated record. Gene Ontology annotation, biological process: biosynthetic process. The coding region runs from base 102 to 1961 and encodes 619 amino acids. Gene Ontology annotation, molecular function: guanyl-nucleotide exchange factor activity; translation initiation factor binding; translation initiation factor activity. Gene Ontology annotation, cellular component: eukaryotic translation initiation factor 2B complex. The transcript has 11 exons. NCBI's taxonomy places the organism in Eukaryota, Metazoa, Arthropoda, Insecta, Coleoptera, Coccinellidae.
CAUUUAAGGUUAUGUACCUUCAUCCUACAUAUGUUUAAUGAAUUUUUGAAAGAAAGUUGUAUAAUUUUUUUUAAACUUGAAGAUACUUCUCAUCAAACAAUAUGAGUCGAAAAAGUCAUUGCAAAUUACAAGCUGUUGUAUUCACAGAUACAUUUGAUGAUGAGUUUUAUCCAUUAACUCAGGAUAUUCCUUCUACUCUUAUCCCACUCUUGAACAAGCCCAUUUUGAGUUACACUCUAGAAGCUCUCCAAAUUGGUGGGAUAGACGAGAUAUUCCUAUUCUGUAAGUCUGGUGUACAAGCUAUUAAGGAAUUCGUAAGGGAAGCAAAAGAAGAUGAAGCAUUAUGGACUUAUCUUACAAUUCACAUCAUCACAUCAGAAAGUUGUCAAACUUUGGGUGAUUGUUUUCGAGAUUUGGAUGCGAGAGGUUUGAUUAGGGAUGACUUUAUUCUUGUUGGACCAGGAGUAAUAACAAAUGUUGAUUUUCGACCAAUUUUCGAUAAACAUAAAGAAAUAACAAAAAAGGACAAAGGUGCUUGUAUAACGAUGAUGUGCAUGAAAACUAGUAAAGUACAAGCUAUAAAAUGUGAAGUUGACAAUUCCUUGUAUAUUAUCACUCCUGAGGGUAAAUUGGUAUUUUAUAAAAAUUGUGAAGAUUCUGAAGACCACAGGACUAAAGUCCCAUUGGACUUGAUAUUGGCACAUGAUCAACUGGUUUGGCAUCGUUGUGUGAGGGACAUUGGUCUAGCUAUUUGUUCUCCAAAGUUCCUACCUCUUUUUUCGGACAACUUUGAUUUUCAAACCAAAGAAGAUUUCAUUAAGAAUUUAUUGAUGAAUGAAGAAAUAUUAGAUUGUACCAUGUAUGUACAUUUACUUAGAGGGGUAAACUUCGGAGCUGCUGCAAUAAAUUUGCAAAACUACCACGCCAUGAGUUUUGAAGUAUAUGACAUGCGCUUAGGUGGGGGCUUCAGAGAGAAUAGACUUAUAAAUACCGAUAAGUAUAUCCAUAGAGGAAUUGCAGGUCGAAGUACUAGUGUUCCGAAAUGUGCUAAGAUAUCGAAGUGCGUGUUAGGUGAAAAUGUAAAAAUUGGAAAAAAUGUGUACUUGGAGGAAUGUGUAGUUUUAUCAAAUUGUGUCAUUGGUGAUAAUGUCAAGAUUCAGUUAAGUGUUGUUGGACCAGAUUGUAUUUUAAUGAACAAUUGUCAAAUUAAUAAUAACUCUGUAUUAGGGAAAAAUGUGCAAAUUAAUGAAAAUGUAAUAGUUGACAAAUGUUUAGUUCAAGCAACAAAACCGGAAUUCUGUGAUGAAAAAGAUAUUUUAGGCGAACAUGCAUAUAUAGCACAUUUAGAAAGAAGUAAUAAAAUCCCUGAAUUGAGUACUCGUGAAACUGUGAUGGAGAAAGUGCGAAAAGUUGAAGAAUACAUCGAAACAGAUGCUGAAGAUGAUGAAUCUUCUAGGCAGUCUCCCGAAAUAGACGAUACAGAAGUCUUUCUCAAUGAAGUCAUCGAAAGUUUGGCAAGAGGUAUCGAAGAUGAUGUCAAUUGUGAAAAUUUAAUUUUUGAAAUCAAUGGCUCGAGAUAUGCAUAUCAGAUACCACUUCAUGAGGUGAAUUUUUUUGUAGUGAAAGCUAUCCUAAAAAUGUAUUCACAAAAAAAUACUGGUCUCAAAUAUUUAGCUACAUUGUUGACAAAAUUCCGUCCAAUUCUCAAGAACUAUAUACGUAAUGAAGAAUCAAUGAAAGAUUGUCUAAGUGCAGUUGAGGAUCAAGCUGUUGGUAGCGGAGAGGAAGAUAAAGACUGGGUUCUUUAUGUUUUGAAAUGGUUUUAUCAAAAUGAUAUUUUAUCAGAAGAUGUAAUUUUAAAUUGGGGUAAAUCUUUGGAUACCUCAGAGAAACUAUACAUUAAAAUAUAUCCAUUCAUGAAGUGGUUGGAAGAAGCUGAUGAAGAAUCCUCUGACGAAUAGUAUUUUAUAAAUAGAACAUUAUUUUCACUAACUUAAUUUUAAGGUUGUGAUUUAAAACCAUUUAAAUGAUAUAAUCUAUAUAAUUGUGACUGAACAAAAUAUAUAUUAAUUAGAUAA